Eimeria acervulina is the source of this 666-nucleotide messenger RNA. RefSeq names its product transmembrane trafficking protein, transmembrane protein Tmp21 precursor, putative. Gene Ontology annotation, biological process: intracellular protein transport; Golgi organization; endoplasmic reticulum to Golgi vesicle-mediated transport. The record is from RefSeq and is a predicted model, not a curated record. Gene Ontology annotation, cellular component: COPII-coated ER to Golgi transport vesicle; Golgi apparatus; endoplasmic reticulum-Golgi intermediate compartment. The transcript has a single exon. Bases 1 to 666 code for a protein of 221 amino acids. NCBI's taxonomy places the organism in Eukaryota, Apicomplexa, Conoidasida, Eucoccidiorida, Eimeriidae.
AUGACCGCGCGUGUUCUUCAUUCUCGUUGGGCAGUGGUAUUAUUCAUCUGGCUGGCAUGUUUGGGGUGUAUAUGCACCUCUGCGUUUGAGGCGUCUAUCGACUUGGGCCCCGCUCAGCGACGCUGCAUCGGAGAGCAGCUGAGCAAACAUGUGUUGAUCGUAGGGGAGUUCCGCGUCUCGCAUCCUGCUCCUACCAUUCCUGGAGGCGGUGCAGCAGGGCCCCUGCUAAUGCACGUGCAUGUAACAGACCCUGCAAACAAGACACCUGUAUUUCAACAGAGCAGCCGAGAUCGCAUCAAGACCGGGUUUACCAGCACGAAACCAGGCGUGCAUAUGUUCUGCGUGAAGAAUUUGUCUCAGCAGCAAAUCACUGUGGAUGUGCAGCUGCUGUGGGGCCCUGCAGCACGUGACUACAGCCAGCUAGCUAAGGCUGAACACAUAGACGAGGUGAUGCUGCAGCUGCUGCAACUCCAAGACAAACUGAAGCUCUAUCAUAACAACAUCCUCUUCAUGAGAGAACGCGACGAGCAAAUGCGACAGCAGAACGAGCAAACCGCCACACAACUUAUUCUCUUCUGCGGAGUCAAUAUUUUCUUCCUUGUAGCUUCGAGUGUUAUCUCUGGUUUCUUCUUUAAACGCUUCUUCCGCUCUAAGAAGAUCAUUUGA